AUCAUUCGAAUGAUCAUAAUCCGGGCCUGUUUUGAGCACCCCAGCGAUUUAGUUCUCAAUUCAACGAAACCUAUGCAGCGAAUAUACAUAAUGCGCUAAAAGGUGGCACCACAGACACGCUGGUAUGAUUUGUUUUUGUCGGAUUUUAAUAUGGCGCCUUAUCGCAAGCACUUCUGGGAGUGUGGAUGGUUUUCAUAUUUCAGUGUUCAGUUUUAAGCCGUAUUGGCGACCGUUGAAUAGUUUAUAUUUGUUUACACCAAGAUAAAUAGUGUUUUUCGUCGUUUUCGAGUUUUUUUCAUCGACAUAAAAACGCGAGUGUAAUGCGGAGUGUAUUUUGAAGAUGAAUAAGUACAAGUUCCAUGGACAGGUGUUGGGUUAACCCAGCCAUCAACUACCAAAACAUAUACCUAUUUAAAGGAUUUUCGUGUAACAACAGAUUGUAAUGGUAAUUUUCAAUCAAGGUUGCAGUUUGAGGAAGAAUUAUACGACAUGCAGGACAUUUGCGGCUUAGAAGGGGGCACUACGAGGGGGCUGUUGAUAUGCUGGUACAAUGGCCUCAAAGCCUGAUUUGAACUCAACAGCCAGUGUCCAAAAUGUGGUAGUUUAUGUGUCCAACGACCAUUUCGCACAGUCCUAUGCAGUUGAACAGCAGAAUGUACCGCAGCAAAGCAAUUUACACCCCUCUGGGUACCCUCACUCGAAUCAUCCCAUGGCCUCCUUGGCUCCUACAAAACAUUUUAACGACAAACCACACCUUUAUAGUUCUGGUAGUCAAGUGAUCAACACUAGUACACAAGAAGGGUACUUUGAGAAUGUUAUGUCUCAAAAUGAAUUUCCUGUAAAUAAUCUUGGAUAUCAAAGUGGAACUAACCUAAAAAACUGUGCUCCUAGUGAUGUUUUAUCUUGUGAAAGGCAACAUUCAGGUCCUGGUCGGCCUGACAAUGCCAAACGGGAUGAGUGUGAUAAUCGCGAACGGUAUACAGAGCCCUAUGUGACUAUUCUAGGUUCAGAAGUGUCCGCUCAGAGUGUUCGUUGUGAUUCAGUGCGUUCAGAAACUGCAGAGUCCAGCUGCAGUAGUCUCAGCUCUGUGGAUGAAGGGAUGGUUGUUGUGCAAAACCACUCACCUGAGAUGGUUGUAUAUGACCCCAGUGUUAGUGUUCGACCUGGAGGGGUUGUCCUAGUGGCACCCCCUUCAAUUACACAACAUCCCCAUGGCAGUGCUGUGGUUGGAAUAGGUCAUACACAACAUAUAACAGUUCCAUUUGGAUGGAAACGACUGCUAAACAAUGGAUGUAUUAUUUAUAUUAGUCCCAGUAACACAGCUUUAAGUUCUUUGGAACAAGUGAAGGAGUACUUGCUUACAUCUGGGACGUGCAAGUGCGGCCUUGAGUGUCAUUUUAAAUAUGACACAGUUUUUAAUUUUGAUCCUAAGGUGAUAGCGAAGCCAUGGGUAUUGUCUCCUGACACAAACACGGGGGACCUGACAAAAUUGUGCAACCACAAGCGAAAAAUAAUGACUAUGGCCUCGUUAGACUGUAAACCGCCCGACCUCGAGGGUAAAAUGAGGAAAGAUUAUGGCCUUAAGAAAAAGAAGCGAAAAAUGGGGGCCUCACUUCCUGGUGGAAUCUCAGUAUCGCAAAUCUUGGCUCAACGUGAAAAGCUGGCGAUGGAGCAACAAGCGUUUAAUAAGGAGAUUGUGGCAAAUCCACAACAGGUAUGGCCUUCCAACAACCCAACUAGUCACAGCAAUUCACAAGGGUUUGUUGACAAUCAACAGACUUCUUUGAUGCGAUGCCAUGAAUCGACAGGAGGUCGAAUGAUGACAAUUUCUCCUGUAGUGAUAGGAGAUGAUACGUCACCCGUUCCUGAACUGAACUCUCAUAGUCCCAGCGUUCACAUUCAUUCGCAGCAAAUACUAGGACCGAAUGGACAAAUUAUCAAUCUUCAGGAAAUGCCUCAAGGUCACGGAGGUGUGGUGCACCAAGGACAAAACCAUGUAAUGCAGGGUCAAAACAUUAACGUGAUGCAUUCCCAUCAUCAGCAGCAGCAGAACAGACUUUAUUUGAAUACUCAGCCAUCAGAACCUAGUGGUCCAGGCCGGCCAAGCAUGCAUCUUGCACAGUCAAAUAUCGGCGUAUCUCAGCAACUCAAGGGAUCUGAUGUUCAGAAAAAAAUUCAGCAACAGUCUCAACUUUUUAACAACCAGCAAAUGCAGCAUUAUGAAAACGUUGACCCCUGUAAAAGCAUAAGAUCGUUUGGAUUUAAUGGUUCUAGACCGCAGUCAUUGCCACAUCAAACCCAUUUAGUUCAGAAUAAUCUAAUGCAACAACAACAAAUGCAACAAAAGUUUCAGUGGCAGCAUAGAAUGCACAACUUGAAUCAACAGCAGUUAAAUCAAAUGCAUAUUCAACAUCACCAACAACCAAACCUGCAAAAUAAUCAAAAUGUGAAUAUUUAUGAAAGAGUUCCACCACUUCAUCAGCAUACUCCCAACGCUAUAUGGCAAGAUGAAAUACGAAGAAAAAAAGUUAAGUUAGGAAAAGCCGUUAAGAACCGACAGUAUCAUAUGGUGGAUAAUUGUCAAGUGCGAGGAAAUUUGGGGCCAUGCCCUAAUAUAGAUGUUCGGCAGAUUCCCAAUGAAGGUGCAAGAUCUAUUAUUACGAACCAAUUACCGCAGCAUAACCAAAACGCAUCUAGUCCGUCUUUUUUGGAGGAUCCCAGUGGAUAUUUAGCACAACAGACUGCUUUGCUAAAUAAUACCAUUAGUAGGCAAACAGGUGCCAAUAAUCCCUCUUAUGGAUGUACAAGUUCAAAUAUCGCAAUGCAGGGUACCGAGCAUAGUAUUAUGACCAUAUCAAAUUCUCCAUGUAAUGAAGUUUCUUUGCCUAGUAAUAUUAAUGCGACACUAAAGCCACAAAUGUCCAGAAUAAAUCAAAAUUCUAAUCUGAUGAAGCAGCAGCAGCAGCAGCCAAUUCAACAAAGCAUUAUGCAUAAACCCCAAUAUAGUCAUCAUCAACAAAAUGUUGCCGACAGUAGUGUCGUUCACGAUCAUCAGAUGCAUCACUACAUUCAACAGUGUCAAGGGUGUGUUUCCGAGUCCAGUUCAUUUUCUCAAAGUAGCCAAAGGCCCAAGCAUAGCAGCAGAUCGGAUAGUGCGCCCAGCACUCCAAGUUCUUGUGGAACUUCAGACGAUCCAGUAACGUCUUCAAUGUACUCAGAAAAACAGCAUAGUCAACCGUCUCCGGACACAAGACCUAUACAAGGAGGAACUGUCAGUACCAGCAAUGUAUCACCCAUGGACAGUAUACAUUCUGACCCACCAACACCAAACUCUCAUACUCCUACUCCAACUCCGCCUCAAAAAAUGUCGGACUUUGUACAAAACGGAAAUGCUUCAUCGGGCUUUAGUAUACAGAAUCAUGAAGGACAAAUAGUUCAAAUUGUAACUCAAUCCAGGGAAAAUUACAUUCAGCAAUGCCAACAAGAACAGCAGAGUCAGGAACAACAGCAGUAUAUUCAACAGCAAUUGCAGCAGCAAAAUAAGAGCAGUUCAAAGUUUGAUCCAACUUACAUAUAUGCGCAUUCUAGUCAAAACACCUCGAAGGCUCCUGAUAAAUCAGGAUUUAUUACCAGUGUGGUUACUACCAUGGCAAGUGGACGAACUUCGGGCUGUAACACUAUAACUUCCGUUCUAGCUGGUCGGACAAAUACUGCCACUGUUUCCAUCAACCAGUCCGGCUCUAACACUCCUCCUUCAUCCUCUUCGGGAAAUAUUAACUCAACACAAGCCAUGCAUAUUACAGUUUCCAAAAGUCCAUUGGAAAUGGUACAAAGUGUAGUUAGUAGUAUUCAAAUUCCACAUUCUCAGCAUCACAAUAUAACAGUAUCCAUGUCUCAAACUAGUCCUCAGAUGUCGCCUCAGAUAGUGAAACAUUCACCUUCUGGGUUACCACCCGGUCAUAUUUUGGUUUCAUCCAACGGCCAGCUAAUAAUGGCCAGUGCCGGAACAGGGCAUGCGAACAUGAUGGCACCGCCUCCCCCACCAAAAGUUGUUACUAGUCAAAACGCCAUGCCCCCAAUAUCUGUAUCGCCUAUGGUUACGAAUGUUACUGGCGCUAUGUCUCAAGUCAUCCCUGCAGUGGCGCAGCAGGUUCUUGGACAACAGACGGUGUUAGUAAAUACAUUACCAACACCGUUUGUGAUUCAACCUGGCAUGACCAUGACCAUGGACGGCAUGACAGUAGGUCAAAAUAUGCAAAUUCCCCAAAUUGUCACCGGUAAUGUAAUCCAACAACAAAUUCAGCUGGACAAUAAUGACGCUAGAAGAGCCACAUUACUUUCACCGGAAUCGAAAAAGAAAGGUAAAAAGCGAAAACUGCCUUCACAGACUGUAGCGGGUAUGUUGCAUAUUGCCGCACAGCAGAAUUCAGGUAUGGUAGUAAACCAGCAAGGCUUUCCAUCACAAAUUCAAAUGACGCAUAGUCCCCAAGGAUUAACCACUACUCCGAUGAUGCAAGCGCUAACCAUUGUUCCGAGUAAAAAUGGCGGGCCUCCGCAGAUUGUUAUGAAUGGACAAGCUGUGACCAAUGCAAAUCUGGGAACUCAGCAGAUUAUAGCAAACUCUCAGCCAACUCAACAAAUUAAUUUACUUCAACCAGUUAGUUUGAUCAAUGGCACCACAGGCGUGGUUCAGAAUAUUCCGGCUAUUCAACAGUUUAUCGUUCCUAAUAUCGGCGGAAGCAUGGUAAUGAAUGCUGAUGGAACAGCCACUAUUCUUCAAGAUACGUCUAACUUGGGUAUGCAGUUGCACAUUCAAAACGUCAAUGGGCAAAACGUUCUUACACCUAUUCAAAAUAGCAAUAUGUUUAAUGGUGGGCAGAGUAUUCUUGCUACGGGUCCAGCGGGAAUGGUCAUUAGGGCACCUACUUCGCAAGGCAAAAUAAUACAGCCACAACACAGUCCAGGGGCUCCAUUUUUGUCACCAAACGGCAGUCAGUUUGUGGUAAAUGGUGCUCAGUUCAGUGGUCAACUAAGCCCAUUAGUUGCCAGUGUGAGUCCUUCGCAGCAGGUGACUUUCAAUACGUCUCCUCAACAGAUGAGGUCAAAUAAUCAAAUGCAGUCAAACCAGCAAGAGUUUAUCCAAGUGAAUGGUCAAAUGGGUCAAACUCUGAUGGUUCCAUGUACACCUCAGCCACAGAAUAUCACAUCGUCGCAAUCAAAUCAACAAAAUACUACGUUUGUUCAGCAGAACACUACAAUUGUUCAACAGCAAACUACGAUGGUGGCCAACAACCAACAGCUACAAAGUUUCCAACCUAACAAUCAACAGGCGCAGGCACAGCAAAACGUUACGCGAUCAGCAGCACUUAACUUAGAUCAGCAGAACUUUAUGCUUAACACAGUGGAUAAAAAUCAUGUUCAAGCAUUGUUGGUUCAGCAGCAGCGGAACAAUUCUCAUGAGGGCAGUAACUAUCGGCAAUCCGUUUCCACACAGACGGCAGUAAAUCAAAAUUCUCAAUCUGUGACUACUAACACGUUCUGCCAGACAUCUGCUCUAUCUGCGGGGAGUCCGCCCGAUACUACAACAUUGAGUCCCGCUGCAUCUGGUGGUCAAAGUCCCCCAACUGCUGAUACUACCACGCACACCGGCAGCACCGACGACGGUUUAUCGCCAGCACCUUCAAAUUGUUCAACUUCAUAUGGUGAUAUCAAUAUUCCUGGAAGGCCUGGCUCGAGAGCUAUGGCAAUGGUCCACUGCGUGUCAAGUAGCGAACCCGAUUUACUGGAAGCUACCAAUUCUCAGACUGAGCAGGAUUGGAGAAAAAUCAGCCAAUCAACCAGUUCCAUCAAAGAAGAAUAUAUGGCGAUGAAGCAUGAGUUCUCAGAUGUUAGUAGUGGACAAAUGCAUUACAACAACAAAAAGCAGCAAAGCACAGGCCAGAUUGCUUACGAAGAGUCAAACAUUGGAAUUCACAUCCUGGAUCAAAAAAUUAAGCAGAACGUCCUGACGGCCAAACAUUAUGGCAAAUUGAUUCAUCAAAAGCGAAGCAAUGAUGUUAUGCUCGUUAUGGAUUCUAGACACAUGUCUAUGUUUGGGGAAGAAGAUGACGAGACCCGCAAAGAUGAGCCAUUGGAACCCGAACACGAUUUGAAGCCGAAUCGCAAUUUUAAGCUUGGAGAUUUGGUAUGGGGCCCGACUAAAGUUUCGUCUUCUUGGCCAGGAAAAAUCGUAGAAAUUAUGAAGGAUUUAGCUGUCGUCAAGUGGUUCGGUAGCGAGAAAAAUCUUUCGAAAAUUAAGAUUGAUGCGUUGCAAACAUUAUCUGAAGGGUUCGAUUCUCAUCAUCAGGCCAGGAAGAAAGCCAGAACUAGUCGAAAACUGAACACUCAAUUAGAACAAGCCAUUCAGGAAGCCAUGGCCGAAUUAGAUAAAAGCGAAUCCAGCAAUCCUGACCAAGAAGACUAUGUUAAGGGUAAAGUUACUUCUUCUGAUACCAAGAAGGUCUCGUCGAGAUUGAGAAGUGGACAACGAUAAAGAGUGAAGUUAUAUGUAUCUCAUCAUAUUAUAGGACCAACAUCGAAAUAUAACCCUGUGUAAACCUAGAUAAAUUUAUAUAUCUACAUAGACAGAUUUAACGCUUUUAAAUGUUUAUAAUAAGAUAUACAGUUAGCGAACCAUAAAAGCUGCAUUUUAACUUUCUAACUAACAACAACUGCCCUUGAAGCGCCUAUCCCAUAGCCAUAGUUUGUUUUCGAAAUUGUUUAUGAUUUUUAUUACGGAUAAUUAAUUUGAAGUUAUCGGACUUACGGGUCUGGGUCUAAUCAUCUAUCAGUCUAUCUAAUUAUGAAAGUUGAAGAAAACUUUAUUUUACAUUUUCCCUAAGUGUUUACAGUUAAAUGCCUUCGAAGUAUCUGAUAGGUUAUUCGAAAGGGGUAUAAAUUAGAUGUGAUCACACUAGAUUUUUAAUGGUGUCUUGUAUGUUUUCUUAUUUUUUAAUAGGCAGUUGUGUCUAACCUUUCAAACAACCAAAUUGUUUGUAAAUUAUCAAAUAUUUUAUUGGGUCUUUAUUGGUUCGCUGUACUCAAGUAGGCUGAUGUAAUACUGGUAUAUUGAUUCCUAGACAACAGAAAUUUAAACACCUAUAUCGUAAAAAACUGAAAUAUUUUUAAAAUGACUUUUUUUAACUUGAAAGUAGGUAAUAAUAAUAAUUAAACUUGCAGUUUGCAAUAUAACUGAGAACGUACAUGGAAUGAAAGAUCAAAAUUACGCAUCAUCUUUGCGGAUAUUGUGUGAUUAAUGCAUAAUUGAUUUCCCUUAAGAGUGGUUACUACUUUUUGAAGUUACAAUUAUCCUGCGUAGUCUAAUAUUUUUUUACCCUUGUCAAAGAAUUGGCUUGGCGCCGAUUAUUACAUACAUCGCAGUAGCUGUACCAUUCUAGAUUUAUCUGGUUGAAGAUUUGUAAUAUUGCUAAAAAGUAAUAAUCAUAUCUCAAAGGCUAGGGAAAACUGGGCCUUCAAAGAUUUUGUAUAUAAUAUCUGAUUAGUUGUAAAUGUUUUUAUAUAGCAUAAACUAUAGAUGUAAAGGAAGAAUAGGUUAUUUUGAAAUUGAGCAUUUAAACUUUUUUCUUGUCUGUUUUAAAAAACUGUUUGUUACAUUGAUCUAUGAAAAGAACGUUAGUAUGAGCAAAAAAAUGUUAAUUUGUUAUUUUUAUUACUCUUCUUGUACUCUCCUACCCGACAAAUGUGUAUUAUCAAUCAUUAAUUUCGUUUCGUAAUAUGUGCAAUUAUUUCAUUAAAAAUUCGUGAUGGCAAAUUUAUCAUACAAAAAUAUGACUGCCACAUUUUUAAAAUUACCUUACUAGCUGGCCAUCAAAUUUCAAUUAUUUACAAUAUUUAUACACAUAGAAAAUAUAAUAUUUAUAUACUUAUAUGCAUACUUGUUUAGUUCCACGUAAUUUUAAAGUUCUCGUAAAUUAUGACAAAGAUAAUUUCCCUUAUGUAUUGAAAUAUAUGUGAAAUUACUUAUAUAUUUUUUUUUGGAUUCUGAACCAACCAUGGCAAAACCAGAAUACAUUAACCAUCUUUUCGCGGUGGUUUUUUUGAAAGCAGUUUACUGGGAGAAUACCUAGAUCUCAAUUUCGUUUUUGCUGAAAUGAAUUGAAACCAUUUAACGGUUGCUGCCGUUCUUAAGAUCAUUUUAACAGUAUUUCCUCAGACCUAGUAAUGUAUCAUCUGGCAUUCAGAUAAACGUUUUCCAUCAGAUGCUUUUAUCCACAAACUUUGGGGUAACAAAUGUCUAAAAUACAACCAAUUCCAUGGAUUCCAGAUAGAUAUACAUAGAUUUUGAUUUAAAUGCGUCUGUUUUAUUCGGUUCCGUUGUUUAAGAUUUUAAAUACUAAUCUGUAAUAUACAGUUUAAGUACACAAAUACUUUUUGUAAAUAGUGUAAAAUCAAUAGAAAUUUCGUAUUUUAUUCAAUUUUAGUUUUAAUAAAUUAUUAGAAUCUAAUUAAAACAGCGAAUUUUUAAUAAACAUAUUAUGUGAAUAGGCUCUCAGCCUAAACUUCUAAAAUGAUUAUUGAAAUGGAACUUUUAGAAAUUUUCACAGAAUUUUGCCCGGGCGACUGGGUAAUGAAUUUUGGGACAUCCGGCAUAACUAUAAUGCAUUAAAUUUAAAAUUCUUGUAGACGGAAUCGAAGAUUUUCAGCAGAUAACGGGCGUGAGUUGUGGAACAAGAUGCAUGGCAAAUAUUUUUACAGCCUAGUACAGAGUAGAACUAUAACACUUUCCCACGUCUAUUGCAAUUUUGACUCACGAAUUUCAAACUAAAUAUAUAAUGACAAUAAAUUAUUUCUCGACGGUAGGUAUACUGUGAUCUUUGCGCUUUUUCUAUGUAAAGAAGUACCACAAUGCACAACCUACUAACAGGUUAAAUUCGAUUUAAAAUAGACGUUUUAAGUCGGAAAUAUUAAAUAAAAAGAUUUUUAUUCAUAUAAAUAAACAUGGCUUUUUAAUGUUCUGUAAAAUGUAACACUGUGAUUACGUGUUACUGUAUCUGUGUGUAAACUUUUUAAAACUUAUUCAAUGUAAUAUAUAGGCAUUACAUUUUCAAAUAACUUUUAAUCAAACAUAUUUUCAUAUAGAAAUGAAAUUUUGGAACAUACUGACUUGUCAUACUUAAAGAAUUAGUGAACAGGUUCAUAUACAAUAGAAUUAUCUCAAAAUUAAAUAAUUAUUUCCUUUAACUUAAGAAAGAGCUGACUUCCUUCAAGUUUACUUGUGAGUUAACAAUAAGCUAAUAUUUUCGAAACGUUUGAUUGAAACGAAAUGAUAAAAGUGCGAAAUUACAUUCGCAAAUUCGAAGAAAUAUUACAAUUUUAAUAAAAUGUAAUGUAGGAUUUGUAAUUUCUUAUAUAAAUAAACCAUUAGCAUAUGGAAGUUCACAGCAUCUAAAAAUCCAAAUCAUUAUUAGAUCAAGAAACAAGUAAGCAUUUUCUGAUCAUUUCAUGUUAGCAUUGUCGGACGCCAAUAAUAUUUAAUUUUGAAUAUUCUUCUCUUUGAGAAUACCAGUUUGAAAACCCUUAACAUUUGGUCUGAUAAAAUAUAUCUAUUUGAAGCCAUAUUAACUUAUUCCUGCACAACAAAAUUGUUCUACAGGAAGUUGAAUAUGAAGUGAAUUAUUGUUUUUGCUCCUACACAACAAUUCGAAAUCAAAUUGAAAUUCAAAAUGUCUAACUUAGUCGACUUAAGCAAAUAUCCUGUAAAUCAUAUUUUUAUAAAGUUGUAUAAUUUAUUAUUUAUAUAUACGUAAAGUAAUUUGCAUAAACAGUAAGUAGGAUGUAUAUUUUUUUGUAUAUUUUAUUGUUUUUUGGCAGGUUGCACUCACACUUUUGCAGGUUAAACUCAAACAGUAUAGUUUUGAACAACUUGUAUCAUUGAGAGAUGGACUAGUAUUAUUAACUUAAAUUACAUUAUUGUAAAUGGCAUUUUUUAUUUAGUAUAUAUAUUUCGGGUUUAUUUAUACAUGUUCUUCUAGAUCUGCCUAAAAAUAAUAAGCCUUGUAUAUUGGUUGUUCGAUUUAUUCAUUUUAGAUAUUAAGUAUCACACGGCAGCAUUAAGGCACGUCAAAAGGAUUUUUUGUUUUCGAUAGGCUUUAUAACAAUAUGUGCUGAUUUCUUUUACAUAUUUUUUUAAAGAAGAGGACAUUCUUUAAUGAUCUUGGACAUAUCCAAGUGUUAAUUAUAUGUAAGUUUUUAAGAAUCGAAAUAGUCGAGCUAACAACUUUUUAAACAAUCCACUUACUUCUUUUACAGAAAUAAUAUUAUUUUUUAUUGGAAAUAGUUGGAAACGCUUCGUUUGUUAGAAAUGUGUGCUAAACGCUCAAUAUAAUAUAACCUCUAAUUAUAUUAACUUUUGUUGCCAGAAUUAAUGUUUAUAGUUUUAUAAUUUAUUAUGUAUAUAUUUUAAUAGGUACCUGUUUUGUCCGUCGCAGUUACAAAUCUAUAUUCAAGUGACAUUUUUAGAUGUUUGUAUUAGUCCAAUCUUUAGUAAACUUGUCAAUACAUUUGGAUAAAGUGUUUGUACUUUGAUGGAAAAGUACGGUUGAAUGCACCUAUGCAAUAAUUAGAUUAAAUAAGUUUACAUUUAAUUUUUCUAUUGUAAAAGUACCUUCAAUAAGUUUGCUUUUCGGAUGGUUUCACAUUGAUAUUUAUGCAAAACGGCUUCUUGUCAGAGUUUAAUAAGAUUUUCAAACCCAGUGUUAUAACGCCAUUGGUUUCUUCAAACCUUCUCAUAUUAAUUAUGGUAGCUAAAAUUAUGUCUGUUUUAUGUAAAUAUCUUGUAAUAAUAUUUUACUGUUUGGCCUGCUAUGUUGUGGUUAAACAUUUCACAGCCCAAUAAAUACUGGACUAGAUAUUA
Molecule: messenger RNA, 10912 nt
Organism: Dendroctonus ponderosae (mountain pine beetle)
Lineage: Eukaryota; Metazoa; Arthropoda; Insecta; Coleoptera; Curculionidae
Cellular component (GO): nucleus; chromocenter
Molecular function (GO): DNA binding; chromatin binding
Source: RefSeq, a predicted model, not a curated record